This is a messenger RNA of Dissoconium aciculare CBS 342.82, 634 nucleotides long. RefSeq lists its product as uncharacterized. Lineage: Eukaryota; Fungi; Ascomycota; Dothideomycetes; Mycosphaerellales; Dissoconiaceae. The record is from RefSeq and is a predicted model, not a curated record. The transcript has a single exon. Bases 202 to 597 code for a protein of 131 amino acids.
GCCGGCGGCGCGGUGGCGGCUUUGACGCCGUCGUACACGACGAAGAAGAGCGCUGCCCCCGGCGCGGACCCCACGACCGCGGACCCGAUCCCGUUGUAGACGCCCCGGAACCCCCCCGCGGCCCAGAAGCCGCGCGAGGACUGCAGCCGGGUUUUGAUCGUGUCGAGCGGGAACAGCGAGGUGUCGACGGUGGUGCCGGCGAUGGCGCCUGCCUGUGGGAGGGGAGGUCAACGCGAGUUUCUCUUUUUUUCCUUCAUGCGGGUUGUUUCUGGAGGUGUGCGCAGCGAAUGGAACGGGAUGGAAUGGGAUGGGAUGGAUAGAUGCAAAUCAUGUGAAGCUGGUGGUGGUGGUGGUGGUGGUGGUGGUGGUGUAUUUGGCGAAUGUCGCGUGCUCUCUCUCUCUCCCGAUUUCUCCCUUUUUUCUCUCUUCAAACAAACAGACGUACCAGUAAUGAACGGAGAUACGGGGAUUCCACCCAGGGAGGAACCCCACCACCGCCCUCUGUCGUCGAGGGCCCCAUUGCGUUGCGAGCGGCGGCGAUUUUCUGCGUUCGUGGUGGAUGGGCGAUCACGCCGCGACAGAGGCGUCUGUAUGUGAUGGAAAUUCCGAGGGCGCAGGAGUAGUCGACGCCGUG